This is a messenger RNA of Ipomoea triloba (trilobed morning glory), 1387 nucleotides long. RefSeq names its product CASP-like protein 5C1. Gene Ontology annotation, cellular component: membrane. NCBI's taxonomy places the organism in Eukaryota, Viridiplantae, Streptophyta, Magnoliopsida, Solanales, Convolvulaceae. The record is from RefSeq and is a predicted model, not a curated record. The transcript has 3 exons. Bases 482 to 949 code for a protein of 155 amino acids.
GUCCCUCAAAAGAAGAAAAAGAAAGGCUGUAUGCAACCCACGUGUCACAUCAACGAUUCGCUUGGACCAUUUUCGGCAACACUGUACAAUCAAGAAUACGCUUCCAUAAACAAUCAACAGCUGCAAUUCAUCAAUUCAUAUUCCCCACCCUGAAAGCUCUGCUAACAAUUGCAAAAUUCUCACAAUUUACCAACUCUUUCUCAAUUCUCAUAGCAUAUACCCACAGAAUAAAGGGCAGAGGAGAGAGAGUUAACCGCCAAAACCAUUAACAUCUUUCUUAAACUGAAACUUGCAGGAUUUCUUCAACUUCUAGACUGCUGAUGACAUAUUACAUGGAAAGUAUGGUGAGUUUUUCGAUUUGUAGUCAAGAUUUUUUACUUUAUAUUGGAGGGCCGUCUUGAAAUUGCCCAGGAGAGGGACCAGUACAUCUGUUUUUGUCUGCAAAAUACCACAAUCAAUUAAGGCUGAGCAGUGAGUAUAUAUGGCUAUGAAUGAUGAUAUACCUGGGGCUGUGGGAACAAGUGCCAGUUUUGCUUUGAGAUUGGGCCAGGCUGCUUUUGCUUCUGCCUCUCUUCUCUUCAUGUCUUUAGGGGUGGAAUUCUACAGCUACACUGCCUUUUGCUUCUUGGUCACAAUCAUGGGACUGGUCAUUCCCUGGAGCGUCACUCUGGCACUGGUUGAUGGCUAUUCUGUAUUUGUCAAGUGCCCAAUUCGCCAGCCAGGAAUACUACUUGUGAUCAUUUUAGGAGAUUGGGCGUUGUCAAUCCUCACACUGGCUGCAGCUAGCUCAACUGCAGGCAUAGUUGAUCUCCUCCUGAGAUCAGAUGGAACAUUCUGCCCUUCAAAGCUAUGCAGUAGAUACCAAAUAUCAGCAGCAAUGGCCUUCUUAACAUGGUUUCUCUCCAUGGCUUCAUCACUUUCCAAUCUUUGGCUACUUCCCUCCUUGUGAGGUUCUCAAUCUCCCUUUUUGAAGCAAAUGAUAUAGUAAUUGUUUCAGCAAAGUACUCAUAUAGUUAGUUAGUGCUGCAUGUAAAUAGUGGAUAAACUUUAUUAGGAAAUAUUGAUAAACAAUAUAGUUGAGAAAGAAUUUCUCAAGUUUGUCAGCAGAAUAGACAUUUGGGGAGAAAGGAAACAGCAACUAAAUGUAUAGGGGAAUCUGUAUCCCUUUAAUCUCUAUUGUUUAACUACAUAUGUCACAAAGAAUUGUUAGUUCAUGCUAAACCAUUGACUCACAGGGUCACAAGUUGGCAAGCAAAGAUUUUGCCAGUCAAAAAGCUGCUAUUUGUAUUUGUAACACACAAAAGUUUUCACUUUUCAGCAACCACUCUGAAUUGGGACUCUUUUGGCACUUGGCCAAAGAAUAAAACUUAGCAUCAGUUUGAACCAA